This is a messenger RNA of Rhagoletis zephyria (snowberry fruit fly), 2660 nucleotides long. NCBI's taxonomy places the organism in Eukaryota, Metazoa, Arthropoda, Insecta, Diptera, Tephritidae. The record is from RefSeq and is a predicted model, not a curated record.
AUGGCCGACGAUUCGGCUGUCACCACGGUUGAGGUUCCCAAUGAGCCCACUUUUGUGGCGUUCUUCAAGUCGAUGACGAAAUGUGACUCAAAAGUUAUUCGUCUCUUUUACCGAGGUGGCUAUCACACUAUUCACGGGGAGGCUGCUGUCAUGGUGGCCAACAACUUUCUCAACACCUGUCAAGCGAUUAAGAAUAUUGGCCCGGAAAAUAAUCAGCUCGAGUCGGUGUCUAUCAGUGAUUCACGCUUUGAGACUUUGCUUCACUAUCUUCUUGUGGAAAAUAACUAUCAAGUGGAGAUUUACACAAAGGGCAAAUCAGACAACGAUUGGAAGUUAAAGUCAAAGGCCACGCCGGGCAAUCUUGGCGAGUUUGAGUACAUUAUCGAUAAGUUUAAUCAUCAAGAAGUGAUCAAUCAGAAUACGGCUGCCUUGUACCUUGACUUUGAAGGCCUCGUGCACUUUGCUUGUGUCAACAGCACCAACUGCACCAUUUCCCUUAGUUCCUUUGCCGACAAUAACUCUUACACUCGCCUGGAAAGUCUCAUUGUUCAACUCAAUCCAAAAGACAACUACAUUCCUGAUCCAAAUUCAUUGAAAAAAAUUGAGAAUAUCGUAAAGAAGCUGGUCAAAGAAAACUUUACCUCUACAACUUUGUCGGAAAUUUUGACUAAUAACCAAAAGGCGCUGAUUCCUUUUAACGGAUUACUAGAACUUCUCAACAUUUUAAACGAUCCUUAUUGCGAAUCUAACUAUCAUCUCAAGACGUUGAAUUAUGAAACAUUUGUUCGCCUCGAUCUGUCGUCCAUCUCAAACUUGCAUCUGUUUCCAAAAAGUAGUGACAAAAGCAAAAACGUUCACAGUCUCUUUCAAGUUUUGAAUCACUGCAAAUCUGCGUCUGGUCGCAAAUUGCUGGAUAGCUACAUUCGCCAGCCGCUAACUAACUUGAAACACAUUGAACAGCGCCUCGACAUUGUUGAAUUUUUCUGCCAAAACCCGGGAGAUAUCACCUCACGGUUUCAUAAUGAUUUUCUCGCCAAAAUCCCUGACAUUACCAAAGUCUACAAAAAGUUCACCAAUGGACGCUGCAAGCUGCAAGAUGUUUUUCAGGUGUUCCAGGUUGUUGAACUAUUGCCGACAAUGCUGGAUGCUUUUGACUACGAUUCAUUGCCUGAAUCAGUAAAGAUCAGAAUCUACGACCGACUAAAAGACGUGCUCACCGAACUGGAGCCUUUCAAAAAGUUGGCCAGUGAAUCAAUUGACUUUGAACACUUUGAAAAGACUCGCCAAUUUUGGAUGAACGCAUCAGUGAACGAUGAACUAGUUGAGCUGAAGAAUGAGAUGGAAGCCUUAGAGCCGCUCGCUAGAAAAGAAUCAAAUGAAGUUUUGCGCGACCUGCAGCGCAAGUUUGAUAUCGAUCGAAGCGAAUUCACGAUGGAAAUUGAUGAUCAAUUUGGCUACUACUUUCGCGUAUUGAAAAAGGGCACAUACUACAAAAUUUUAGACGACAAGUCUUACGAAGAUUUUUGGAUGAACGCAUCAGUGAGCGAUGAACUAGUUGAGCUGAAGAAUGAGAUGGAAGCCCUAGAGCCGCUCGCUAGAAAAGAAUCAAAUGAAGUUUUGCGCGACCUGCAGCGCAAGUUUGAUAUUGAUCGAAGCGAAUUCACGAUGGAAAUUGAUGAUCAAUUUGGCUACUACUUUCGCGUAUUGAAAAAGGGCACAUACUACAAAAUUUUAGACGACAAGUCUUACGAAGAUGUUCCAAAAGGAGGGUCAAUCAAGGAUGGCUUUAUCAGCAAAAAGAUCAAAGACAUCAACAUUGACUUUGACAACUGCUCCCGAAAUUACGAAGAGCUUCAGCAAACGUUCAUUGCCGAGUUUAUUGAUCAGACGCGCCAAUACAUGGAGCCAAUUCUAAAGCUGGAAAAGAUUCUCGCCUACAUCGAUGUGUUGGUAGCCUUUGCAAAGGCCGCACAGCAGGCAAACUACACUCGCCCAAAGAUGCUGCCCAAGGGAUCGGGCCGAUUGGUGUUGAAAAAGUUUCGCCACCCUAUUAUCGAGAUAAUCAAAGACAUGAGCUUUGUCGCCAAUUCGAUCACAUUUGACAAGGAUGCCUUCAAGUUCUACGUCAUCACCGGCCCGAACAUGGGCGGCAAGUCCACCUUCAUUCGUUCAGUGGCCAUCAGCGUGCUGAUGGCGCAGAUCGGCAGCUUUGUGCCCUGUGAAGAGGCGACCAUUUCCAUUGUGGAUGCAAUCUACACGCGAAUCAGCGCCAGUGAUAAUCCCGCCCUCGGCCUAUCGACCUUCAUGUCAGAAAUGGUGGAAGCCGCGGCCAUUCUGCGCUCCUCCACCUCCGAUUCGCUCAUUGUCAUCGAUGAGCUGGGCCGUUCGACGGGCACUUUCGAUGGAUUUGGCAUUGCACAGGGCAUCAGCGAGUGCCUGGCCAACACCACCAAAGCGUACACUCUCUUUGCCACCCACUUUCACCACCUGGCGAUGGACAUUCCUACGGUGGGCCGCCUGGCGAUGAAGACAUCAAUGGUGGAGGAUGUCUUUGUGAAUCACUACGAAGCGGAGGAGGGCACGGCCACAAACUCCUUUGGAAUUGAGCUCGCCAAGAGCGUGGGCAUGCCGGAGCGCAUUAUUCAGCGAGCCGCUUCCAA